Messenger RNA from Podarcis raffonei (Aeolian wall lizard), 1804 nucleotides. Its product is annotated as lysosomal enzyme trafficking factor-like. The record is from RefSeq and is a predicted model, not a curated record. NCBI's taxonomy places the organism in Eukaryota, Metazoa, Chordata, Lepidosauria, Squamata, Lacertidae. The coding region runs from base 385 to 966 and encodes 193 amino acids. The transcript has 2 exons.
GCGUUGACAAAGCGAUCUACCAAGUAGGGAGCUAGGAGGACAAAAAGCACCAGCGACCUGCUUCCAAAGAGAUACACAUCUAUUUGUGCAAGCAAAGAGGAAAACCCAGCCGGUUUCCUUUCCCUUUUAAAACUCCAGCUAUGGCCCUGAGCACAAGCAGCUAGAAUGUUUUUCAGAAACAUCCAAAGGAGCACUGGAAACUUACAAUGACAAACUGCAAAUGAACAGGUCGGUUCCUCCAAAACGGCAAGUAUUGAAGAUUACAGACGUCAAGCUCAUCAGCUUGCAGACAAUAGUGAAGGUGACACUGCCUGUUAAGGGGAAACAGUCUGAAGUGAAGAACAGGAAGUCUUGGUUUUGGACCCUCCUCACGUGACGGCAGCCAUGUUGCGCGGCACCAGAAGCAGAGCUCGAAAAGGGCAGGCCCCAGGUGGGCGGUGGAAGGGAUGGACUCAAAAAGCGGCUCAGCAGGAGAGGCGGCAGGGUGACAAGGGUUGGGCCACCCGCGCUCCCUCCUCUUGGCUGUUCGUUCCAGUGUUUUCCAGCGGAGGAAGGUUCAAAGCAUGGAGAAUGAUGAACUUCCGUCAGAGGAUGGGAUGGAUUGGUGUGGGAUUAUACUUAAUAGCAAGUGCGGCAGCAUUUUACUCUGUCUUUGAAAUCAAUGAGACUUACAACAGACUAGCACUGGAGCACAUCCAGCAACCUCCUGAAAAACUGAGAGAAGAAACCACCUGGAUGCACUCCUUAAAAACACGGCUGCUGUCCGUACCCUUUUGGCUGUGGACUAUUAUCUUCUUGAUCCCUUAUUUGCAAAUGUUCCUGUUCCUUUAUUCCUAUACAAGAGCUGAUCCCCAAAUGGUGGGCUACUGUAUCAUUCCUAUUUGCCUGGCUGUCAUUUGCAAACGUCACCAAACAUUUGCGAAGGCCUCCAACCAAAUUAGCAGACUGCAACUGACUGACACUUAAACCCAUCUGCGUUUCCUGAUGAGCGCUUUUAGAUAACCUGAAGGAUCUUGGCUGCAUCAGUUGAAUAUACAAACAGAAUGUGAAAUUCUUUUUCUUCACGUUAACUACUGAAUAGAGAAUCAACCUUCUAUUUUUCGAAUAAGUUGACUUUGAGUAUGGUUGCAUUCCAUUUGGUGGAAUAACUGAGCUUUCUUUGAGAUUAGAGGAUGACAUUCUUUAUAUUUGCCUUAUAAUGCAGAAUUUCUACACUCCUGAAGUUUUUGUGGAGAAAACCUAUUUGAAACCUUAUUUCACUGUGCACACCCCCUUUUAACUUCAAGCUUCCCUCAAGAGUAGGAUCAGUGGAUGAUUUACAGCCCCAAGUGCAAAUACAUAUAGAGGAACUGCCGGGUAAACAGACAACUUCUAAACAAUGAACAAUCCUAAACAAGCAUUUGCUUUCCAUUUAAAGUUAGUUGUGUACUCACUUUGCUUCUAUUGUGGAAGAGAAGAGGAGUCCACGUGCGUAAUAAAGACCAGAAGAGUCGUAACCACACAGUGGAACGCUCACAAAAAAUGCAAAGUUUAAACUGAAUUAGAUUAUUUUUGGAACUGCUGAAACUACAGAGAAGUCGAAGCAAAGGGGAUGGGGAAGCAGACACGAGAUUGUUCAGAAGACUGGAAAGAUCAUGAACAUUAUGUCUAAGACAAUUGUGGCUACUUUUUUGUCUUCUGGACAUGUUGGGUAAGAGAGAGGCUCUUAACUAGCAGAGUGGGGAGAAUCAGACAUUUUAGAGCUGAUUAAUAAGUGAGUCUUAAGGAACAAUUACAAUAAGUUAGAAAAUGAGAUAAUCACAGG